Cataglyphis hispanica is the source of this 1465-nucleotide messenger RNA. It is a transcript of the gene Smug, whose product is annotated as single-strand selective monofunctional uracil DNA glycosylase. The transcript is spliced from 4 exons. Gene Ontology annotation, biological process: base-excision repair. Gene Ontology annotation, molecular function: oxidized pyrimidine nucleobase lesion DNA N-glycosylase activity; single-strand selective uracil DNA N-glycosylase activity. The record is from RefSeq and is a predicted model, not a curated record. Lineage: Eukaryota; Metazoa; Arthropoda; Insecta; Hymenoptera; Formicidae. Bases 457 to 1446 code for a protein of 329 amino acids.
AAUAAAAGAAAAGAAAAUCUUUAUCCUGAUUGAUCAAUCAAACGCAUAAAAUAUUCAUAGGAUGCGUUCCAUUUCAUGCAUUGAUCGCAUAGAUCGCCUGAAAAUCUAUAGUUCAUGUAACAUAUAUUAUAGAUUUCCAAGCGAUCUAUGCAUUCUAUGCGUGAAACGGAACGCAACCAUAAUGCCAAAUGUUAUGCACUCUGAAACUAAAGUUAGGUUGAUUAGAUUAGGUUAGAUAUAUAUGCACGUGCUUCAUCGUUUCGUUUCAAAUGCACUUUUUUUACAUUUUACUUUUAAACUGAAAUAGAUAUAUCAUAGAUAUAUACUCAGAUUUUGAAGAAGAAGAAGGAAGAGAGAAGUAAAGUGUAGAAGCAGCGUACAUAUAUUUAUAUAUGCUGUGUGUAUAAUUGGCGGGAUAAACAGAUUUCUUAGAUAUUAGACUUUUUGAAAAUAACUAUGCCUCGUGCAAAGAGAAGCAGAGUAAAAAGCGAUGAUUCACCAGGUCCAAAAAAGCUUAAACAAUCAGGUUCAGAUACCUUAGAUUACAUGACACAAAUACAAACAACUUUGGGUAUAAAACAAAGUACAGAGGAAAAUGGAGAUGGAAUUGAACAUUCAUCUACAGUGCUUAUAUCCACUUCAAAUAUAGAAAAAAAUAAAGAUGCUAUUGAACACAUACCUUUGGUGCUUGAAUCAGUUUCUGAUAAAUUAUUAUCAAUUGAACAAGAACUUUGUACUAAAUUAAAAGACGUUACUUUUCCGUCAAUGAUACAAUAUAUUUACAAUCCGCUUGAGUAUGCAUCUGAAACACAUGCCAUGUAUGUACAUAAGUAUUGCACUGGCAAAAAAAAAGUUUUAUUUGUUGGCAUGAAUCCUGGACCAUGGGGCAUGUCUCAAACUGGUGUGCCAUUUGGAGAAAUAAGCAUGGUGCGCAAUUGGCUCAAAAUUUUUGGUCCCGUUGGAAGUCCAUUAAAAGAACAUCCUGAUCGAAAAGUCACAGGAUUCCAAUGUACACGUAGUGAGAUUAGUGGGCUAAGAUUGUGGGGCCUCUUUCGAGAUUUGUGUGGAAGUCCAGAAAACUUUUUUCGAUAUGCAUACAUGCACAAUUAUUGCCCACUUGCAUUUAUGGAUGCCAAAGCUCGAAACAUCACACCAGCAGAAUUAAAGGGAGAAGGACAAAAAAUUUUACAUGAGGCAUGCGACAAAUCCUUGAUAGAUAUAAUACAACUCUUGAAAGUAGAGAUUAUCGUUGGUAUUGGAAAUUAUGCCGAAAAAAGAGCACAGAUUGCCGUCCAGACAGGAGGUCUUUCUCAUGUACAGGUAAUGGUUCUGCGACAUCCCAGUCCAAGAGCUGUAGGUAAUCAAAAUUGGAAUGAAACAGCUAUGAAACGGUUGGAUGAGUUGGGAUUGCUCAAAUUUUUUGAAAAAGCAAGUACCAUUGUUUAAAUUCUUUCUUCCACAGGAU